Mytilinidion resinicola is the source of this 2295-nucleotide messenger RNA. RefSeq lists its product as uncharacterized. The transcript is spliced from 5 exons. Bases 23 to 1912 code for a protein of 629 amino acids. Gene Ontology annotation, biological process: negative regulation of transcription by RNA polymerase II; negative regulation of phosphatase activity. Lineage: Eukaryota; Fungi; Ascomycota; Dothideomycetes; Mytilinidiales; Mytilinidiaceae. Gene Ontology annotation, molecular function: phosphatase inhibitor activity; transcription corepressor activity; chromatin binding. The record is from RefSeq and is a predicted model, not a curated record.
GUCUGAACAUCUCAAGCCCACCAUGGAGGGCACGCAGCGAGACCCCUUGGCCGACCUCGAGCGGCACCGCUUACGACUAGAAGAGACGGUUGCGAAUCUCCGUAAAUCUCUGCAUCACUGGCACACAUGGGAGUUCGAAUACGAAGCGCUGAAAGAAGAAAUCCAGCGUUUCAAAGGCCAGCCAAGCACCGAGGACAUGGUAAAGAUCGGAUCUGCCUUUGGAGGAGACCUAGUUAAUGAGAAGGAAAUAAAAGAGCUCAUAGGGUACGGCAAGCCGGUAGAACGGGACGGUGCCCAAGUAGUGAAUAUGAUCUCAAGACGGCUAGACUAUGUUCAACAGAAUGCCCAAACCGUACAGAAACAACUCGAUGGGGCGGAGCGGAAGCUUGAAGCCGCGCUAGUCCUGCUAGAACCCGAUCUCGCUGACGAGGAAGGGCUGCCUUUGACAGACAUCCAUGAAGAGCUGGACGAAGAAGGCAACGUGAUCUCAAGCACGCUAUUGCAUCCGAGCAAAACAGCUCCUGAUGUCAUGGACACCUUGCGAAAGGCUGGAGCGAUCAAGGCAGAGGAUACUCUGAACCCGAGCUCCUCUGUGCCACCGGAACCUUCAAACCCGGGAAGCUCACAAAAGCUAGGAGGCUCUAUCUCUGAACCCCACAACGAUCAGGAUAACAAAACCGACAGGACUUUCCCCAAAGAAAGUGCUGACUCCCCUAAGCCAAUCUUGUCUAAUGCUGAUCGAAAGCCAUCGUCAGCCAAGAAGUCUGUCGCUUUCGCACAAGACACAGCCCCGCGCGCGUCUUCGUCUAACGAAACUUCUGGAACGGUGCACUCUGGAUUGGAGGAUGACUUAGCUGCCUUCAAUUUCAAUCGAGGUGAGAAGGUGAUUGAGCUCGACGAGAACGACAAGGAAGUCGCGUCAUAUCCCAUCAUUCCCAUGACCGAGUCACCUGAGGAUGCGGCAUUACGACGAGAAAUGUUGCAGUAUGGUCUUGCAGAGGUCAAUUCUGUGGUUGCAGAGAUUGACUUGGAAGAGGGGGAUGAAGAGUUCUCAGACCUCGAUGACGACUACGAUGGCGAAUAUCCGGAGACUGACGACGACGAAGAAGAAGACGAGUAUGGCCGUACCGCGCAUGCCGUGAUUACCGAUGAUUACAGAAAGGAAAUGCUCGAACUCGAGAAAAAGCUGAAUGCUCGCAUGCUGGAGAGCAUUGGCCCGGAAUCGGAAGAGACAGCUGUCCCAGGAUCAGUAGAAGAUGUUCGCAGGCUCGUAGUGCAGCGAGAGGAACCUGAGAAAAAGGUGGUGCCUACAUCCACAUCAGGCGGAAGAAAGAAAGGGGUGAGGUUUGCUGAGGAACUGGAUGUUUCACCUGCGCCCGCGCAAGCGGUCCCCGACAAGCAACAAACCGCACGUCCUUUGGUAGACAGAGCUCCUUUGGCCGAUGCGAUCAUCGAACGGAAACAACCAUACAGCGACCAUGCUUCAACAUCUUCAAUCGAAGCGUCAAAGCCUGUCAAAGUGUCACGCUUCAAAAUCUCGCGCUCUGGUGCGAGCGUGACCCACUCCACAGAACAUAUCAGUACAGGCACGGGCACGCCUGCUUCAGAUGCCACCCAGUCAUUCAAUGACAGUGGAGAGGCGUCUGGAGCAACUCUAGCUAAUCGAGUGGUGGAGCGAAACGUCGUGGAAGAUGACAUCGUACCUCCGAAUGAGGACGGUCUCGAUCCGGCACUUCUGGCUCAGGAAGUCGUUAUCGAAUAUAACAAAAAGCGCAACCGUAUGAUUCAAGAUCAAGGGGGCUUCACGCCCUCAGCAGAGGACAUUGAAAGCCCUCUAGUGGAAGAGAUAGACGGUAAAGAUAAGAAGGUGAGUAGGUUCAAAGCCUCUCGCCUGAAGUCUGGAGGCACAUAGUGCGAUCAAUCCCUUCGAAAACUAUUCAUUCCAUAUUCAUAGUUGCUGAAGCAUACGUGCGACUGGAGGUUCAUUCUUCUAUCGAAUCCGGAACAGUCCAAGGGUUAUACCCUCGUGAGAGGUAUUCUGAAUAUACCGCCCCACAUGAGACGCGUUCCUAGAGCAAAGUGAGGUCUCUCUGACGUGGCAUCUUAGCCUUCAGUAUUUGUCAUGAUUUCGUUUCAGCCUCUACAUAUCUAGACUCGAGCAAUACUGCUCUGGAGCCUAGAUAUCCCGUUCACCAUUUUUAUGGCCUCGGGGAUUUACCAGGUAGCCAGUAGCUUACUUGGACAAAAUCAAUAGAUUAGUCAAUGAUGCCGUGCAAUAUAACUGUUUGCGCCUCU